CGGCUUCAUCGAUUUGAAGAUAAUCUUGAUAUUUUUCUACGUAUAUAACUUAAAAACCAAAUAAGAUCAUAAUCAUUUAAAAAUGAAGCCUCUGAUCAUUGUAAUAAUUGCAUCCCUUCAAUCAAUAAUUGCCACCCCCUUAACCGAUGGAAGAAUCGUUGGUGGAAAAGACGCCGACAUUGCCGACUACCCUUAUCAAAUCUCCUUGGAAUACUACGGAAGCCACAUCUGUGGUGGCAGCAUCAUCGCCACCAGAUGGGUGGUGACAGCAGCUCACUGCACCAACGGAUUGUCAGCAACUUUAUUGUCAGUCAGGGCGGGCACGUCAAUUCUAGGAACUGGCGGCCAGGUUGUCAAAGUUAAACAGAUACAUCAGCACCCUCAAUUCAGUACUGUAACCAUUGAUUACGACCUCACAGUGCUGGAACUGGACAGCGAUUUGACUGUUGACAACGCCAAACCAAUUCCUCUAAUUAACUUAGAUGAGCACGUUGGGCCAGGCUCAAAUGCCUCCGUUACUGGAUGGGGCUACAUAGCCGAAGGGGGCACUGUCUCCAAACAGCUUCAGGUUGUGAACGUACCAGUUCUCCCACAAUUUAUUUGUAGCCUUUUCUAUGGGGAGUCUUUGAUCACCGACAGGAUGAUGUGCGCAGGCUUGGUGGAAGGGGGAAAGGAUGCUUGUCACGGAGACUCGGGUGGGCCGAUGGUUGUCGAUGGUGUUCUGGUUGGCGUCGUCUCUUGGGGACAUGGGUGCGCCCGUCCUCUUUAUCCUGGAGUUUAUUCUAAAAUUUCCGCCAUCAGAACAUUUAUUUAUGACAUAGCUGGAUUUUGAAGUUUUUCA
Molecule: messenger RNA, 841 nt
Organism: Aethina tumida (small hive beetle)
Lineage: Eukaryota; Metazoa; Arthropoda; Insecta; Coleoptera; Nitidulidae
Product: trypsin-2-like
Exons: 3
Coding region: 83-832 (249 amino acids)
Biological process (GO): proteolysis
Molecular function (GO): serine-type endopeptidase activity
Source: RefSeq, a predicted model, not a curated record